Molecule: messenger RNA, 3119 nt
Organism: Epinephelus fuscoguttatus (brown-marbled grouper)
Lineage: Eukaryota; Metazoa; Chordata; Actinopteri; Perciformes; Serranidae
Gene: dtwd1
Product: DTW domain containing 1
Exons: 5
Coding region: 431-1372 (313 amino acids)
Biological process (GO): tRNA modification
Cellular component (GO): nucleus
Molecular function (GO): tRNA-uridine aminocarboxypropyltransferase activity
Source: RefSeq, a predicted model, not a curated record
AGACGUUCACGCUGAUGCACAUACUAAAUACCGGUAGACACGUUUUUAUCACGAUUGACUAAAAAGUGGACAACGUGUUGCUUGCAACCCGACUGAAACUACUACAACGUCUGUUUGGCUUUUUCUUCGGUAGCUAACCUUGCUAGUCACUAUCAUUUGGGUCUGCUAGUAGCAGAUGCUACAGAUGUUUAGCAUGUCUGUAGGUUGCUAACAGAGGCUAGCUUCACUAGCUUGAAUCAGGUGCUGUGCUAUAUUGUAACGUUAUCUACAGCACUUAAGCAGGGGCUUAUGUAUUGUUAUAUACUGUAUCGUUAGAUCCAACUGUGCGAAAGAGAAGGGAGAGAAACCUAAGGCGUCACUGUUAAUAGCACGCUAUGAAUGUAGGGCCCGCAUAUUUCAGCACUGGCCUGUCAACAUUAAAAGAGCAAGCAUGAGCAGCCUGGAUCAAGACCAGCGUCUCCAUCCCAGUUGCCGUGACAAAACAACAGUCUCUAGUGAUUCAUCAGACACUCAUGAGCUUGCCAAGCAGCCUCUCCAAGAUCUAAAAUUGGCAUCGCAUGCAGUGCUGGAGAAGGCGCAGGAGAGGGGCAGGUUGAAAUGCUCUAAAUGUGGAGGAUCAAGGAUGUUCUUCUGCUACACAUGCUGCUCAUUACUGGGUGUCAGCCGGCAAGAAAUCCCUUUAAUCAAGACUGUACACAUUGUAUUUUGUGUUCAGCUUCCUGUGAAGAUAGACAUCAUCAAACAUCCCAAUGAGACAGAUGGCAAGAGCACUGCAAUCCACGCAAAGAUCCUCGCACCCAGUGAUGUCACCAUAUACACUUACCCCUGCAUACCUGACUAUGAAAAGGACAAGGUGGUGUUGGUGUUCCCGGGGCCAGGGGCUGUCUCAGUACAUGACAUGAUGCAGUGUUUGCAUGACAUGACUGAUAGCAGGUCACAUGACUUCUCUGAUGAACCCUGUGUAAAGAGGCUGAAAAGUGAGGAAGAUCAAGAGGCCACACACACUGCACAGGACCCGGAGUCAGGGACCCCAGAUGAAGCAAAGGGCUUGGAGUCAAGGGCGUAUCCCCUACAGAGGGUGGUCUUCAUUGACAGCACAUGGAACCAGACCAACAAGAUCAGCACAGAUGAGAGACUCCAAGAUUUGCUCCGGGUAGAGCUGAAGACGAGGAAAACGUGUUUCUGGCGCCGUCAGAAGGGCAAACCAGACACCUACCUAGCUACAAUCGAGGCUAUUUAUUAUUUCCUCAAGGACUUUCACGAGCAAUGCCUCGCUCAGGAGUACAGCGGAGAAUAUGAUAACCUGCUCUUCUUCUACUCCUACCUGCACUCAGUUGUCAACAAAGCUAGAACUGAUGCUGGAAAAUGCUGAGGAAUGCUGCGAGGAAAAACUGAAAUCAGCUAUGAGAGACAAACAGUGUGAUCGAUUUUAUUUUAUGGCUGAGUGAUAUUUUAUUUUGUAAGGGAUACUGGGACAUCUAUUUGUAAGAUGUAAAUUUUGGAUGAAUAUGCAAUAAAACAUGAGGCAUGACACUCGCCAGACAUGAAUGAGAUGUGUUUGAUACAUGAGUAAAUACAAGACAUAUAACUCUGAAAUAAAAAUCCAACAGUUUUAACACAGACUGGACAGUAGCAAUCUAUCAACCAAAACCACAUACAAAAAUAGUUAAUUGGGGUAUUUUAAAAUCACAUGGAAAACAGCGUUACCUUGUUUUUUUUUUUUCUUUAAUGUAAAUUGUUGGAAAUUAUUUAGAUUUAAUCAGAAAAGAAAUGACGUUUUGUGAAUUUUGGUGUGACCCUGAGAAUUAAUCUUAAUUCUUAGAAGUAAGUCUUUUCGGGCAUUUUAUUUUUGAUCUUCCCGCUUUAAUCCAUUUUAGUUGUGGUAUGAUUCAUCUAUUUGAAUCUUUAAGGAAGACUUCAUCUCUCAUGAUCAUUUGGAUAUCUAUUACUCACCCCAUGUUACAUUGAAUUUGUGAAGAAAACUGUUUUUCUUGCAUGCCUCCAGUGAAUGAAGAAUCCAAAAACAGAUUUAAUUAAUUCAAGUCAUAGGGCUCCAACAGCAAAACUUUACCAAAAUAUCCAUUUAUAAACUCCCACACAACUUGUGUUAUAUAAAACAAAUCUCAUUUAUCCAGUUGUAUGCUCAGUCAGUACUUCCAAAGUAAACUGUAACUAUAAAAUGAAUGGAUGCUUUGCUGCCUCAGAACCUGGUGUCGGAGAAAAAAUAAACAAUUAUUCACUGGGCUGACUGCUGGUGACUUUUAAGGUGGAAUGUUAACUUGUAAUGUUACUCAUUGUAUGAGCUGACGACAUGAAUCAAUCAACACACCUUAAAUUUCACUGUAACAACUUUGGCCAUCACUUUAAUUUUUAUACGACAUACACUUUUAGUAAUGAGUGGAACUUAAAGCAUUUAUAUAUAUAUUAAUUUUAGACAGAUUACGUGAACUGUAUAUAUUCUAAUCCUCACUCGGAGAAAAAAAAAAAGAAAAAAAAAAGUGGAGCGGUGUUCCUGCGUGCUAUGGCAACACUAAAACCCUGAGCUUGCCUGAGAAGGACUAAAUGCACAAACCGACUAUUUCUAAAUAUCCCAUGGAGAGAGACUCUCACUGCAGCCUGUUUUAUUUUGUUCUGAAAAUGUCUGUGUGCAGCCUGUGGACGAUAAACAAGGUGCAGACUUCCAUCUGUGUCACCAAUAAUGAGGAAAUACAGUGAGUGACAACAACCCCGCCUACAUUUAAGAGUACUGUUUGUGGUGGAAAUGCUAGGUCUCUUAAACCUUAAGGUACCAUACCUUAAGAGUUUGGUGGAAACAGGACUAUACUCUGAUGGAGGAAGUGGGAGACCAGCAGCUCCUGUGUUCAGUGAGGUAAAAUUACUGUUUUUACCAGUGGAGUUUUGCUCUGAAGAGAGUAUAGUUAAUUUCUACUUUCAUUUUAGUUCUCUGUUAGAAAAGGCUGUCUGUUUGUAAGUACUAAGAAUACGACUGGACAAAUGAGACUUAGAUUAUACUGCACAAGUUGUAUGAGAGUUUGUGCAUGAAUGUUUGAUGUAGUUGUGCUAUUAAACGUGGACCCCUAUGAUUUCAAUUUAAGAAUUUCCUCUGUUCCACUGUAGGG